This is a messenger RNA of Paramecium sonneborni, 324 nucleotides long. The record is from the annotation of a GenBank genome assembly. Lineage: Eukaryota; Ciliophora; Oligohymenophorea; Peniculida; Parameciidae.
AAUGUAAUAAAAUAAUGGAUAAAAGAGUGGAAUGGACUGGAGAAUGAAAAAAAGUGUGAAAAUCGAUAUGAAUGAGAUAAAAAUUAUCUAUAAAAUAAGAGAUAACAAAAAUGAAUAGAGAAAUGGAGUUAGAAUGAUUUUUGAGUGAAGAAAAGAUUUGUAGAGAAUGAGGGAAUACAAUAUUAUAAUAAGUGGAAUAUAAAAUUAAUAAAUAUAAGAAUAGAAAAUAUAAAGAUACUGCAGAUUAUGAAAUAAGUACAUGAAAAAAUGACAUAUCAUGAUCUGAAAAAGAGUAAUAAAAAAAAAAGAAUGAAAAAGGAGUAG